Messenger RNA from Suillus subaureus, 1440 nucleotides. RefSeq lists its product as uncharacterized. The transcript has 9 exons. The record is from RefSeq and is a predicted model, not a curated record. Lineage: Eukaryota; Fungi; Basidiomycota; Agaricomycetes; Boletales; Suillaceae. Bases 1 to 1440 code for a protein of 479 amino acids.
AUGCCUGCUUCUCACCUUCGGGCAUCGAUAGAGGCUCGAAACGCCAAGAAAAAAGCUAUGGAAAACGCUGUUUGGUUGCCGAAAUCGACCAGAAAAGUUCAUCAAGCUUCUCCGGCAACUCAACUAGGAAGUUCGGGUGCUGGCAGCAACCAUCGGAAACAGAGGAAAAUCACCAACACAGAUGUAGCCGCUCGCAGUGACAAGAGCCUGCCUUUGAAGACGAAGCGACAGCAUACCUUUGUGGAUGAUGAACACAAUGAGGAAUCAAGUGCCGGUGAUGAGGACUUGGAGCCUAAAACACCUCGAGGCUUGUAUCGACCUCACAAGCUUCGUCGCACAUAUGCGAUGCUGGAUGUCAAUGCCAGUACAUUGUUCAACUCUGAUGAGCUCGACUCUGAUACACAGGUUGACGGUAAGAAUGGUCAAGACUCGGAUGCUGACGAGGAGAGUGAAGGCGAGGAACAAGAGACUACUGCCAUGAGGCUCGCCGAUGAGGGUGACAAAAAGAUGAAGCCGCACAAUGUUCAAUCACGCAGCAAGAGCAAAUCUCAGUCUGGUCAAUCUGCUCGAGAUCGCAAACAAGCAGCUGAGUGUGGGGGAUCCGAAGAGCCCUACUCUAGUGACAUUGGAGGCACUACAGUCACCUCCGCCACACCUGCGCCCAAGAGUGCUGCUUGUCUCAUUCAAUAUGAGACUGGGAAGGUGAAACUACUUGAUCAAAAUCAAGAGACUCGCCGAGUAGUCCGGGAUGCAAUUAUGGAUGCCAAGGGCCACCUCAUUUUCAUCAAUGCAUAUCCCGAACUCGUCGAUAAAAAUCAAGUCGCGCUCCAGUCCUUGCUUACAGUGGCCAAGAAAAGUGGUGCGCAUGCCAUCAAACAACGUCUUCAAGAAGACACACAGUAUGCGACUCAGCUUGGUAACCUGGUGGAGCCUCGCAUCCCGUUAUUACGCCGUGACCUGAAAGAGGUUGCAUGCGCCAACAUCGAUGGCUACUUCCGUCUCGGCCAGAGCACAGUGAAGGCGAAAAAACUUAUGGAGCAACACGCGUAUUCAUAUUCUUUGAAGUUUGAUUCCAAUGACAAUCCCUCGCCUAGGGGAAACAAACCCUACCAGGGUGAACUUGUUAUCUUUCUACUGCAUACUGGAAUCUUCAAUGGCCCGAAGUCCAUCGGCGUCAAAUUCGCAGAGCGCUUCAUCGAAAUUGCCGGCAACAAAGCCAAACGCCCCGAAAUGCCUGUGCCAUUGCUGGCGCUGGUUGCGACGGCAAUCUAUGCAGCCCUGUUUUGGAAGACGCUUGGUUCCCCAGGGAAGUUCAACUUCACGGGGAAUCAAUUCAGCGAAACUUAUAUGUUUCAUGUGAAGUUCCUCGAGGAUCUGAAGAAGGACGUGCCUAAGAAGUUUCACUGCAUGAUGGCGGACAUCUAUGAGUCUGUUCAGUAA